ACAGAUGACAACCUCCACGGAGCUCCUGAUGGUGAAGAACUGGGGCAACUUUCGCAACGGCUCGCCCUGCAACAAGAACCCCAGCGAGGGGGGCGAGUCGCUGGCCAGCCUGGUGGAGUCGGCCCGCAGGGAGCUCAGAGAGGACGAUCGCACGAAGAAGGAGUGCCUGGAGCGCAUGCGCGAGUGGAUCAAACAGAACCCCGACAUCCAGAACUGUCCGACAGAUGAUUUGUUCCUGCUGCGCUUCCUGCGCGUGAAGAAGUACAGCCUGCACAUGGCCCAGCAGACGUUGCUUAAGUAUUUGAACUACAGGAAGAUAUUCCGGCAUUUUAUGUACAACAUGGAUUGCGAGGACACGAACGUCAGCAGGAUUAUCGAGGACGGCUACAUAUUCGUGAGUCCCUACAGGGAUUCCAAAGGACGAAGGGUCAUCCUGUACGAUUUAUCGAAAUUCGAUUUGGAGAAAUUCACCGGCACGGACCUGGCGCGCGUCCACAGCGUCACCUACGAGAGCCUCCUCGACGACGAGGCGAACCAGGUGCUGGGGUUCAGCCACGUGGCCAACGUGUCGGGGGCCAGUCUGAACCACGUGCCACUCUUCACGGUGUCCGAAUUCGCCCAAAUGGUGCGCUGGGGAGAGCAAUCGGUUCCGAUGAGGCACAAGAAGAUCACCAUCUUGAAUCUACCGUCGGUGGUGAAGUUCGUGUUCGAUUUCGCCAUUUCCAUAGCGAGCGACAAACUGAAGGCGAGAAUUUCGAUCCACUCGUCGACGGACAAUCUGUGCAAAGAGGUGGAGAAGAACUGCCUGCCGGCCGAGAUGGGUGGGAAAAUGCCGGCCAAGGAGAUGAUCAAAUGGUGGAAGAUGGAGAUGGAGGGCAAAAGGAAGCGGUUGCUGAGCUUCGACGAGGCCGAGUUGCUGAGCGACAGGGGCAUAAUCAGAAGGAGGAGGCCCCCUCCUGCGGGCGGGGACGGAGACGCCGGCUUGGCCGGUAGUUUUAGGAAAUUGGAAUUAGAUUGAUUGGAUUACUAGUUUUUUUUUUAUAUUAGUUUAGGUAUUUUCGUCGUUUAGAUCGUAUUUAGGGUUUUAUUUUUUUUAUAAUUAUUUUGUAAAUAAUUUAUUUCGUGAAAUACCACACCGUCAUCACUAUAAAUAUUUGUUCAUAAACUUAUGUAAUUAAUAGGUUGUAAGUUUUAGCAAUAAAGUUUUGCAAUUUG
Phyllotreta striolata is the source of this 1215-nucleotide messenger RNA. The record is from the annotation of a GenBank genome assembly. Lineage: Eukaryota; Metazoa; Arthropoda; Insecta; Coleoptera; Chrysomelidae.